AUGGCUCCAGGUGCCUCGAAGAAGACAUGGGGCAGCGUGGAGGUGGCCCUGGCUGACCUCUGUGCCAUCCUGCUCUGCUGUGGGCCCAUGCUGACCUGCUGCCGCAGGGUGACCAUCUUCCCAGAAGUGUUAACUCUUCCUGAAGGUGACAAAGCCACCUUCUUCUGCAAUAUCUCCAUGGAUAACGACUCUGGUUCAGAGUACAGCCUCAAUUGGUACAAGGAGAUUAACCACAGCCGAGCCCAAAAAACUGCUGAGAUCAGCCGAUACAAGCCCAUGACGGAGACAGAGAAGUACCGGCUCAUCAACCACACUCCUGUCUUUGAGAUUGAGAUCCUAAAUCUCCACCAGAAUGACUCAGGCUCCUACUACUGUGGAUUGAUCACCUUCUUUGAGCCCGAUAAAGUGAUGGAGAGCAGCCGGUCCCAGCUGAUAGUCACAGCAGCCCCCCAGAUGAAUGCCACUGACGAGCCGGAGAUGGAGGAAGGCAGCCCCUCAGAACACGUCAAGGCCAUGCUCCUGGGCAUCCUCCUGCUGGCUGGAGUGGUUGUGCUGCUGAUCUUCGGCUGCCUCACCUUAAUGUACAGGAGAGGAGAUGUGCAGAAACCACAUAGUGAAAACAUGCCAGAGGAAGAGAAGCCCCCCGUGGUGUCUGUAUCCACUGUGGACUAUGGUGUGCUGGAGUUCCAGAGGGACCAGCACACCCCGGUGCCCCUCAAGACUUGGCCAGUUGAGCAGACUGAAUACGCCACCAUCAUCUUCCCUGAGGAGAAACCUGUCACACCAGAGCGUGGCAAGAAACACCUGGAUGAGAGGACUCGAGAGCCCUGCUGA
Molecule: messenger RNA, 834 nt
Organism: Hirundo rustica (Barn swallow)
Lineage: Eukaryota; Metazoa; Chordata; Aves; Passeriformes; Hirundinidae
Gene: PDCD1
Product: programmed cell death 1
Exons: 5
Coding region: 1-834 (277 amino acids)
Biological process (GO): negative regulation of immune response; positive regulation of T cell apoptotic process
Cellular component (GO): external side of plasma membrane; membrane
Source: RefSeq, a predicted model, not a curated record